CCAGAACAAGAGCCCCGUCUCCUAGAGGCAGGCUGUUGCUGAGGACGCUCCAGGCAGCUUGGCCAUGGAUCCCUCCUCCUCCUCCUCCUCCUCUCUCUUGCAGGCUUUAAUUAACUACUAUUGCCAGGAAGGAUACUUUCGUCAUGUUCAAACAAUUGCCAGUGAAGGUGUUAAGAAGUUUGGGAGUGACCCUGUGUUCAUUUUCUACCGCAUUUAUGGAACCCUGAUGGAAGGGCACAUUCAAGAGGCUCUUCUCGAGCUUGAAUCUAUUAAAAACAAGCCAGAAGUAUCUCUUUGCACGCUAAUGGCCCUGAUCUAUGCCCAUAAAAAGAGCCAAAAUCCAGAUCAAGAAGUUAUCAUGGAACUAGAUGCUAAACUGAAAGAACAUCGUAAGACAGCAGGACAGGAGGCUCUAUAUUUUGCUGGCCUAUUCUUGUGGCACAUCGGACGCCAUGAGAAAGCCCGUGAAUACGUUGACAGAAUGAUCAAGAUCUCCAAUGGCAGUAAAGAGGGUUUGAUCUUGAAAGGGUGGCUUGAUGUCACCAGUGGGAAAGAAGCAAGUAUUAAGAAAUCUGCAAAAUAUUUUGAUGAAGGGCUGCAAAGUGGAAAUGAUAUCUUUGGCUUGAUGGGUAAGGCACAGUAUUUUGAAGCACGCCAGAAUUACUCAGGAGCCUUGGAAACUGUGAAUCAAAUAAUAGCCAAUUUCCCACACUUCCUUCCUGCAUUUAUAAAGAAAAUGAAGCUACAGCUGGCUUUGCAGGACUGGGAACAGGCAACUGAGACUGCACACAGAUUGCUGCAAAAAGAUGCUCUUAAUCUGGAAGCUAUAAAAAUGGACGCUAUUCACCAUUUAUGUAGAGAAGGAAAUAUACCUGAGGCUUCAUCAAAAUUGGCAGAUUUGAUUAGCGCACUGAAUAAAUUGGAGCCACAUAAUCCUCUGCUCUUCUGUAAAACAGCAUUGGUUUUUAGCAGAACAUGUGGCCGGAAUCCACUUAUCCUUCAGCACACGCAGACUAUGGUGGAAAGAGCUUUUAGCUUAGCUUCACACAAUACAGAAAUAGCCACAGAACUUGGAUAUCAGAUGAUUUUGCAAGGGAAAGUGAAAGAAGCUGCAAAAUGGUACCAGACUGCUAUGGCUCUCGAUGAGACAAGUGUUCCUGCACUAACCGGCAUUAUUCGAAGCCAGCUGAUGGAAGGGAAGUUAGAUGAUGUAGAGCAGCAAUUGGAGUUCCUGAAUGAAAUCCAGCAGUCUAUUGGGAAAACAGCAGAGCUGUCUUAUUUGCAUGCAGUUUUGGCUAUGAAGAGACAUAAAAGACAGGAAGAAGUUAUUACUUUAUUGAAUGAUGUACUUGAUACACAUUUUUCUUCCUUGCAUGGUUUACCUCUUGGUGUAGAAUAUUUUGAAAAAUUAAAUCCUGAUUUUUUGAUAGAAAUUAUAAAAGAGUAUCUUAAUUUUUGUCCCGCACAGCCUGCAGGUCCAGGACAGCCACCUUCACCUCUUCUCAAACCAUGUGCAUCUGUCCUUGAAACUGUGGUAAAAACAGUUCCUGGUCUCCAACAAGCUGUCUAUUUAGUUGCAAAGGUGAAAUAUUUGGCAGGCAAUUCUGAAGCAUCCCAGAGUAUUCUUCAGCACUGUAUAGAACAGAAUCCUUCAUAUGCAGAUGCUCACCUCCUUAUGGCUCAAGUUCAUUUGUCGCAAAACAACUUCAAACUCUGUUCUCAAUCUCUGGAACUCUGUCUCAGCUACAACUUUGAGGUUAGAGAACACCCUGUAUACCAUUUAAUAAAAGCUCAAGCCCAAAUAAAGAUGGGUGAAAUAGCAGAAGCUGUUAAAACUUUGCAGAUGGCAAUGAAUUUGCCAGGGAUGCGAAACACUGCAUCUUCCUCAAAAUCAAAAACAAAGAAGAUUGAAAUAGAUGGAAGUGACCGUGUGUCCGUCUACCUUGAACUUGUGAAGGCUCAUCGUUUGAAUGGUGAACAGCAUGAAGCCAUUAAAGUCCUCCAAGAUGCUAUCAAUGAAUUUUCUGGCACUCCCGAAGAGCUAAGAGUCAUGAUUGCUAAUGCAGAACUAGCUCUUGCACAAGGAGAUGUGGAAGCAGCAUUGACUAUGCUCAGAAAUAUAACACCGGAACAGACUUACUAUGUUCAAGCCAAAGAAAAAAUGGCACAGAUCUAUCUGGAGUACAGAAAAGAUAAGAAGCUAUAUGCAAGCUGUUACAGAGAGUUAGUGGAUAAACUACCAAGUUCUCACACUUUUCUUCUCCUUGGUGAUGCAUAUAUGAAUGUCCAGGAGCCUGAAGAAGCCAUAGAGGUUUAUGAACAGGCUUUGAAGAAAAAUCCUAGAGAUGGAGCACUGGCUCGUAAAAUUGGAAAUGCUCUAGUCAAGACUCACAACUAUUCGAAGGCAAUCAAUUAUUACGAAGCUGCUCUGAAAACUGGCCAGCAGAAUUUCCUGUCUUAUGACCUGGCUGAGCUGUUGCUGAAGCUUAACCAGUAUGACAAAGCAGAAAAGGUGCUUCAGCAAGUUUUAGAUCAUGAGUCUGCAAAUGAUUUGUCCUCUCUGAUGGAAGACAUCAAGUACCAGGUUCUCCUUGCAAAGGUUUACAGCAAAAUGGAGAGGAUUGAGGAUGCUGUUGUUUCUUUACAACAGGCUCGGGAUUUGCAGACCAAAGUGCUGAAAAGGAUUCAGAUAGAGCAGCUGGAUGCUGUUCCUGCGCAGAAACAACUGGCAGCUGAAAUUUGUGCAGAGAUAGCAAAGCAUUCAGCUACCCAGCGGAACUAUGAGAAAGCAAUCAGAUUUUACAAAGAAGCUCUUGUUUACUGUGAGACAGACAAUAAGGUGAUGUUGGAACUUGCACACUUGUAUCUUGCACAUGACGAUGUGGAUUCCUGCCAGCGUCAGUGUGUGCUAUUGCUGAAGAAUGAUCCAGAUAAUUCAGCUGCUGCUAUGAUGAUGGCUGACCUUAUGUUCAGGAAACAGGACUAUGAACAAGCAGUAUUUCAUUUCCAGCAGCUCUUGGAUCGCAACCCUGACAAUUAUGCAACACUGUCACGUUUAAUUGAUCUUUUGAGGAGAGCUGGAAAGCUAGAAGAAGUUCCAAGAUUCCUUUUGAUGGCUGAGAAACAUUCUCCCAGGACAAAGUUUGAUCCAGGUUUUCAUUAUUGCAAAGGGCUGUAUCUUUGGUACACCGGCGAACCAAAUGAUGCACUUCGACAUUUUAACAAAGCAAGGAAGGACAACGAUUGGGGACAGAAUGCUGUUUAUAAUAUGAUUGAAAUCUGUUUGAACCCGGACAAUGAAACAGUGGGAGGUGAAGUGUUUGAACACCUAGAUAAUGACACAAAUAGUUCCACUGAGAAGCAAGAAUCCGUGCAGCUGGCUGUGAGAACAGCAGAAAAGCUCUUAAAGGAACUGAAGCCCCAGACAGCUCAAGGUCAUGUACAGCUUCGCAUCAUGGAAAAUUACUGCCUUAUGGCAACCAAACAAAAAUCAAAUGUUGAGCGAGCAUUGAAUGCUUUUACAGAAGUUGUUGUUAAUGAGAAAGAUCAUGUGCCAGCACUCUUGGGAAUGGCUAUAGCAUAUAUGAUUUUAAAGCAAACCCCACGAGCCAGGAACCAGUUGAAGCGCAUUUCAAAAAUGAACUGGAAUUCCAUUGAUGCAGAAGAGUUUGAGAAAAGCUGGCUCCUGCUUGCUGACAUUUACAUUCAGUCUUCCAAAUACGACAUGGCUGGUGAAUUAUUAAAACGGUGCCUUCGUCAUAACAGGUCUUGUUGUAAGGCUUAUGAAUAUAUGGGAUAUAUAAUGGAAAAAGAACAAGCAUACAAGGAUGCAGCAGCAAACUAUGAGAUGGCCUGGAAGUAUGGAAACCAAACAAAUCCAACUGUAGGUUUCAAGUUGGCAUUUAAUUACCUGAAAGCCAAAAGAUACAUUGAUGCAAUCAAUGUCUGUCAUAAGGUUUUAGAAGCACAUCCAAAUUACCCCAAGAUCAGAAAAGAAAUACUUGAUAAGGCACGGGCAUCUUUAAGGACCUGACUAUUAUUGCAUGUACUUAUCUCCAUUGGAGGUAGGGGGAACUACAGGAGAGAUGAAGACAUCUCUGUAGUUUGUGAUGCUAUGCACUCCAUUAGUUCCCAAUUGGGGGUGGGGGAGGGAAUGUUAAGUAAAACUACUUUGAGAUUUAUCCUCCUCUGGAAGAGGAUGCUUCAGACCCCUCAGAUUUACUGUUCAUUAAAUACAAAUGAUAAUGGGUGUCUGUUACUAUCCACCUGUAGGUAUUGGCUGUAAUCCAAAUAAAUCACUUCAUUGUAAAGAAACAAGAGUCACAAGCUGAAUUCUCUGAUGAUCUUUCUGGUGGCACAGAAAAUCCUCAGGGAAAGUUCCCAACUGUGUUCAUGGUUCUCCUUUGACCUACAUAGAGGUGAUUUGUUUGGGAUGCAUCCCUUGUUUUCAUAAUCAAAAUCCUGGAAGGCAGGAGAAAGAGGGAAAAUUCUACUAGGAUGUUUUCUAUGUGUCAGUGUUUUAGCAGACUGUUUCAUUUUUGUAAAAUGUUUUUUUCCCUAGUAUCCAUGAUCAAGCUAACUAAUGAACUCAAUAAAUUCUCAUUUUCUCUGGCA
This is a messenger RNA of Sceloporus undulatus (fence lizard), 4614 nucleotides long. RefSeq names its product tetratricopeptide repeat domain 21B (gene TTC21B). Gene Ontology annotation, biological process: intraciliary retrograde transport; protein localization to cilium. Gene Ontology annotation, cellular component: intraciliary transport particle A. The record is from RefSeq and is a predicted model, not a curated record. NCBI's taxonomy places the organism in Eukaryota, Metazoa, Chordata, Lepidosauria, Squamata, Phrynosomatidae. Gene Ontology annotation, molecular function: identical protein binding. Bases 65 to 4033 code for a protein of 1322 amino acids. The transcript is spliced from 29 exons.